UAAAAAUUACUUUCGCGGGCCUGUAAAUCCCUCUUUCCACGAAGCUUCCUCUCUUCUCCGUACCCCUUACCUCCUCUCUCUAAUAAAUCUCCGCAAGAAACCCUUCAAUUUUCGUUCUGGACAAACCUUUCUUCUUUCUCUGCAAACACAACUCUCUUUCUCUCUCUAAAUUCCCUUGAAUCUCUCUCUCUUGAAGGCACUGUGCAUUUAUUGAAUGUGAUCGUACUAUCUGCGACUCAUCGGGCCAUUAGAUCGUUAUUCAUUCGCCUGUGUACAGUUUCAGAGUGCUAAAUGUAUGUGUGGUUCGCUGCUUCUAGUGCUUCUCUCUGCAUUUUUAUGCUCGUUUUGUAGAGAUUUAAGGCAUUUUACGUCGGUUGUCCUGGGGACUGGAUUCUGUUUCUCUUACCUUCUUGCUCUAUCAGGUGUGUGCAAGUUGAGAUAGAGCUUGCUGUCAUCCUGUAGCAAAUGUCUAAGAUUAAUGACAAGGCCCAUAAAAUGCUCACGCCCCAUCCUCAAGUUGAAAUGGGAUCGAUAGAUGAUAGACAAGACUGUGACAGUGAGGAGGAGAUCCUUGUCAUUUCAUCACCCGUCAUAAGAAAGUCACAUGGUUCCGAGGCAUCUUCUAACGGUCCAUUUCCAAUCUUUUCCCAUACAUGGAUCUCAAAGCGAUCACGAAAUAGAGUAUUCACGAGCAUUUACAUUGUUCUCAUUAAAGCGAAAAUCAACUUGCUACUACCUUGUGGCCCCCUUGCGAUUCUCCUGCAUUAUCUCACAGGAAAGCAUGGAUGGGUCUUCUUCUUCAGCUCGUUGGGCAUAACACCUUUGGCUGAACGGUUAGGUUAUGCAACAGAGCAGCUCGCGUUCUACACUGGACCUACAGUUGGGGGACUGCUGAAUGCAACAUUUGGAAAUGCGACAGAAAUGAUAAUUUCAAUUUAUGCUCUGAAGCAAGGGAUGAUACGUGUUGUUCAGCAAUCGUUGCUUGGUUCUAUUUUGUCUAAUAUGUUAUUAGUGCUUGGAUGCGCUUUUUUAUCGGGAGGUCUCGUUUUCUGUAAUAAAGAUCAGGUCUUUAACAAGGCAGCUGCUGUUGUGAACUCUGGAUUGUUAUUGAUGGCUGUCAUGGGUAUAUUGUUUCCAGCUGUUCUUCAUUUUACACACACUGAGGUGCAUUUUGGGAAAUCCGAGUUGGCUCUUUCAAGGUUUAGCAGCUGCAUUAUGCUAUUUGCAUAUGUUAGCUACCUUUAUUUUCAGCUGAAGAGCCAUCAAAAUCUGCCUAAUUCUGUAAAUGAGGAAGAUGAUGGCCACGAAGAAGACUCAGAUGAUGAGGAGGUCCCAGAGAUAACUCAGUGGGAGACCAUGUGCUGGCUUGCAAUUUUGACGUUGUGGAUUUCUGUCCUGUCCGGAUACCUAGUGGAUGCCAUUCAGGGAGCAUCUGAAUCAUUAAAUGUGCCAGUGGCUUUCAUUAGUGUUAUUCUACUUCCCAUUGUGGGUAAUGCAGCCGAGCAUGCUAGUGCCAUCAUGUUUGCGAUGAAAGACAAACUCGAUAUCACAUUGGGAGUUGCAAUCGGAUCAUCUACUCAGAUAUCAAUGUUUGUGAUUCCGUUCUGUGUGGUUGUUGGGUGGUGCAUGGGAAAGCCAAUGGACUUGAAUUUUCAACUCUUUGAGACUGCUACACUCUUCAUAACAGUACUUGUCGUAGCAUUUAUGUUGCAGGAAGGCACUGCAAACUAUUUUAAAGGGCUGAUGCUCAUACUAUGCUAUCUUAUUGUUGCUGCCAGUUUCUUUGUCCAUGUUGAUCCAACCUCCAAUGACGAUUAGGAUGGUCUUGCAUGGAUCUUGAAGACCUGGUUCAGCUUAUCUACACUUCAGGGUUGUGAGUUGCCAGUUUGGAUUGCAAUUUAUGAGGCUUUGAUUCCAAGAAGUUGUAGAAGAUGCAAAUCUUUGAGGACUCUGCAUGUGCUUUUAAUGGUCGGAUGGAGUCCUUCGUUUCUUGAAAUUUGAAGUUGGAAGACUCUUGAUCAGUGAGAGAGAUCUUGUUGUGUUGGGAAAGGCUUUUGCAUCCGUUUUGUUUUUGGGGUGAUUCGAAGAAAGAGCAUGGUGUCUUUCUUUUGUUCCUUUUUCAAAGCCUGGGCCUGGGAAUUGUUUUUGUUCAAUCCUCUUAUUAAGAAAUAUCUGUAUCUCAAACCCUGUGUAUUCUAUUCUUGGAGGAUUACUUGUGCAAGACAUGGAAUUGCUUUUUACUGGUUCUGACAAAUAAGCGAGGGUACCAUGCAAUGUAACCUUGACAAGUUAUAUUUUCUUUUAUUUGAUGUCACUCUCAGAUACAUGAAUAUAAACUAAAGAAUAUAUAUUCAGAUACUACUGAUAUCAUAUUGAAAAUGAGUUGUUACCCAUCA
Molecule: messenger RNA, 2396 nt
Organism: Amborella trichopoda
Lineage: Eukaryota; Viridiplantae; Streptophyta; Magnoliopsida; Amborellales; Amborellaceae
Product: vacuolar cation/proton exchanger 3
Biological process (GO): calcium ion transmembrane transport; intracellular calcium ion homeostasis
Cellular component (GO): plant-type vacuole membrane
Molecular function (GO): calcium:proton antiporter activity
Source: RefSeq, a predicted model, not a curated record